Messenger RNA from Aspergillus pseudotamarii, 452 nucleotides. RefSeq lists its product as uncharacterized. Lineage: Eukaryota; Fungi; Ascomycota; Eurotiomycetes; Eurotiales; Aspergillaceae. The coding region runs from base 47 to 433 and encodes 128 amino acids. The transcript has a single exon. The record is from RefSeq and is a predicted model, not a curated record.
UGGCUCUCUGAUACUCACCGUUCGGAUACGAAGCUCAGCUUGUGCCAUGAAAGGUAGCAUGAUAUCGGUGAAGGAGAAGAUUUCUGGAUUCGCGCCUCCUCACCUCGAAAGUAAAUUGUACAAAGACCUUUAUUUGUGCGACUGGUCACGGCAAACCCUUCAGUUAUUCCUCCCGGAAGAGCGGCUAGUGGAAUGGAAAACAGUGGCAUUGAUACUCAAAUCCUUUGGGAAGAUUACGGCAGACCAAUGGUCUGAUAUGGUGUGGAUGAAGGAUAGGCCAUCUGUUGCGGGUCUAAAUUGGAGGGCCAUUGAGAAGGAUAUCAAGAUUUACAAGAGCAGAUUGGCCGAGUUGAAAGCUAAGGGGAAGCAGACAUACGCAAUCGGUAAAGAAAACGAUAUCACCUUAUUGCAACAGGAUUCUGCUAUUGCCUGACAUAUUGGAUAUGGCGUCU